CUUGGAUAUUUAAGCCCAGCCUUGCCUCGCUAUGGAAUGUUAACUCGGGAAAUCUGGGUACUGAUGACGUAUAUUGGCGAAGAUUCGGCCGCCAUCUUGGUCACGCGAAAUGAAAAUUGAAGGAGAGUUUAACAUGUGAAUCGAUAAAAAUCCUUCGAAAUCACAUAAAUAUUCAUACAUGGAGUAUUCGUGAACAGAAAAGGCAGAAGAUAUUGCAGUUUUGUGGCUCUAUUCUACGUCAUCAGCCGACCAACCCCUUUAAACUUGAGGACUGGGCAUGAUGCAGAACACCGAAGCGAGGUUCGAAUUCUCAACGAUGGCGACAGCUGAGACGCUAAAAGUGAGUAUUUCCUUCGAAUUUUGUCUUAAUUUCCUCCUUAAAAACGUGAUGUAUUGAGUUAAAGAGAGUUAAUUCUCCUAUUAUUGGUAACAUUUAACAUUUUUCUUUGGAAUUAUAUUUAGUAUUCCGUGGUCUGUGGUAAAAUUCUUUUCUGAUAAAAUUUUCCUUUUUCGAACAAUGGAAUUGACAUGAAAACAUAAUCUCGCAUCCAAACAACACCCAAAAGAUCAUUCAAAAUGGACGUCAGAUAACCGGGAAAUUACCCUAGUUUAGUUUCAAGUUAAUCUGAAUUGUUUCAAACGUAUUUUGAGGUUGUCCAGAAAAACCAAUCAAACAGCUGUCCAAUACUAUACGCGACUUGGCGUAGAGUAUUUGUUUACAUAAAUAUCCUCAACAAAAAAAGAGAGAAAGCAUAUGUUCUGCUUUGAAAAUGCGAAGCGUACUUAGGAGAAGGUAAACUCAAUUUAGAGCCGCUUAAACCAUUUUUAUCCACUUAUAUUCUAGCAUUUAAUGCAGACAUGUAAGCUUCGUGGGAAUUUUUGUAUACAAAUUUUAAUCGAAACAAGCUUGAGUUCCUUGAAUUUUAUUUUGGCUACACGUAUUUUCGUGUAUUGCAAAUUUCUCUCGUGGGAGGUUCUACAUAUUAAGAGAAGUAUUUCAGCAUUCAUUUAUAUUUAAAAGAUUUAUAUUGUGCUUGGAUAUUAUUACUCAUAUACAGUGUAUGAUCAUUCCAUUACCGUAGUAUUUCUAAUCAUUCUAGAAUUUGUAAAACUUCCUCACGUUGUGGUGGUACAUGUAUAUAAUUUACCAAUCUCUUAUUGAGAAAUUGACUCUUUAACUUUCUUAGAACAUGAACACAGAUUUCAUUGCUGCAUUAUAUUCAAAGUUACUGAAAAGGGGAAAAACCCAUGUAAUUAAUACUUUCCAGUACAUGUACUUGUCACUUUCAUUUCUAGCAUAAGUGAAAAAAAAACAUACUCUUGGUUAAAGUGAAGGCAAAAAUUAAGCUUUUGAAUGUCGGUAUUUAAGCAGCUAGAGAUCAUCAUUGUUUUAUGAGUUGCAGUUCUCAAAAUUUUCAUGAUACAUUUAAGUGUAAGUUAAAACAUCACUGUAAUAUUAGUGUGUGUAAAUUAUUUUAAUAACUUAAAAAUUAAUGAACCAUGUAACACUUAUUUUAUUAUUUUCAUUUUUAUCAUUUUAAAUGAAACCACAACAUGAUAGUUUUUCCUUUCUCAAAUAUAACUUUUAGGAGGACCAAGUGUCAGAUGAAAUAAAAGGUAUGUUUUGCAGUUUGCCUUUCUUUUAACAGAAUAUGUAUUAAUAAACUGUAAUGUAAGUGUAUACAGUGGUCUGUACUGUCAAUUUGUAAUUCUAUGAUAAGAUUUUCAGGAAUACAUGUGUAAUGGAAGCUAAAUACAUGUACUUGAAGGUUUACUUCCAGAUAAUAUCACAUCAGUAAUAAAUUAUUACAAUAAUAAUACAGUAAUCUAUAUACGAAGGCAAGGAAACUCUUUAAUACUUUUGAUAUUUAGGUUAAAUAUUGAAAUUCAUAUGUUACCAAUUUUCAAGUAAAAACAUAUUUUUUUUGUUUGCAACAUUCUUUGUUUUGUUAUGAGGAUAAUUGAUAUAGCAAGAAAGACUAAGACCAUUAAAUUUGGUACUCUCCAUGCCUGUAGCUGUACAUAUACUUCAUUUAGUUUAUCCAACCCUCAUUACAAAAUUUAUAGUCCAACAAAGGGAGAUUUAGUUUGGGUUAGUUUCAAUCGACUGGUAUUUUAACUAUGCGUUUCCCAGGGUGUGGUGAAAGUUCUGUCUGAUAGCCCAGGGCUAGUGGAAUGACCUUUCAAGCUACAUGUAGAGUGUAGUUUUUUUUUUGUUAUUACAAGUUGUUUGAGGGAAAAGCCAUUUAGUUGCCCAAUGUGAAAGGAAAGUAGAUUAUUUAAGUUAAAUUUUGCACUGGUUCCAAUAUCUUGUCCUUGCAAGCUUAUUUACCAGUUGUUUGUGUGUGUGUGUUUGUCUUUUUGAUAUUACACCUGUACUUUGUAUAGAGUUCAAGUACAGCUAACUAAGGUACUGUUCAGAUGCCAAAUGUGGAAGUAACACCUGGCAUUGAAUAUGUGAUAAGUUUGGCUUCUGAGUCAUAAACAUGUAGAGUUGUAAGAACAGCUCCUUUAAUCUGAAAUUGCUUAACCAUUCCUCAUGCAUGGCCCAGCUGGCAGUGUUAACUAUAUACAGCUGCAAUGGCUGUGAUUCAGGCACUCAACUUUUCAUCUGCCAAAGUUGAUGUAUUAAUGAUUUUUUUUUUGCCUCAAACUGUUAUGAUUAAAUUAAAUUUGGUUAUGCAAUUAAGGGUAAAGAUCAACAAAGUUUUGCAUAAUGUUUUUGAUGUCGCCAUGACAGAAUUUUUGUUAUCUUGUGAAUUGUAAACUGUUAAAUCCACUUAAAUACGUGUUAGUUUGGCAUCUCAAGACCACUUUUUUACUAAUGAAUUGAAAGGUACACCUUUUUGGUCUGCCUUAAUUUUGGCCUCUGACCUUGGCCCAGGGUAUAUUGAAAACUUUUGUAUAUGCUGCAUAUCUUUUACAAACAAUAGUAACUUUAGUGUCAUUUAAAUUUGAGACUAGUUUAUUAAUUUUACACUUGGCAGUUGUACCUGGCCUACAUGUGGUUUUGUUGCUUCAUUUCAAUAAGCAGUUACUUACAAAAUAAACAUGCUUUUUUUUAUUUGUUGCCUGUACACCUACAUGCUCUCUUUGCAUGCAUUUGGAGCAGGCAUUUGAAACUGUUGAUAAGACAAUGAUACAGGUGUCCAUAAAGGUACAUUCGCUUUAUAACUUGGUCUUUUGUUGAUCUAAGCAUACAGCCACUUGGGCGAAAACUGUAUGCUAUGUUUUUGAACAGCACUGUACAUGCAGUUUUGGUCUUUCCAUUUCUUAGGAAGCAAUGAAAAACCCUCUGAAAAUACUGUGAAAUCAAUAGAAGAUGCUGAUGUCAAACCAAAGGAAGAGAGUCCAGCUGCAAGUGGCCUUUCUCUGAUAACCCCAAUGUCAGAGGAGCCUAGUCUAUCAGCUCCGGUGGAAAAAGAAAUGCCAGGAGCUUCAGUAAAGGUACAUUUGGCAACGACAGCAAAAACAACAACAAAACGUUAUUGAGAAGCAAAUAAUAUAAGUUAUAACAAAAGCACUGCCCUCAGCUACAGGUGUAGCAUAGCUAUUUAAGGCAGGACAGUGCGUGCAAAAAAACGUAAAGUAAUAUUAAGGCUAACUAAGGAAUGUUUAUAAUUUAUAAAUAAAUGAAAUAAAAAUUAUAAUAAAUGACUGCAAUUUAUUGAGGACUAAGAAAGAAUUAAAUGAAUAACAAACUGUAAGUGUAGAAAAGAGGAAGCAAAAAACCUUAUUUUUCGAAAUUUUUGGCUGAAUUAAUUUUUUAAAUUAAUUAUUUGCUUCUCAAUAAAGUUUUGUUGUUGGUACAUUUGACAAGGUUUAUGAGGGCUUGAAAUUAUUACACUCUACAUGUCAGUGUAGCUAUAAACAGAUGGGCAUCAGUCAAUCUGUGCCAUGAAAGUUAAUGUCUUUUUCUCAGACAUGAUCUGUAGCCAGUCAAGUUGUGAAAACAAGUGACAUGCAAUAAUAUUUAUUCCCUUUUCACCAUAUUAUGAAGAUGAGAAUGAGAUGUACUGUACAGGUAAAUGGAAAGAGAAACAUGACAUUACAAGCUUAAUGUGGUGUGAUUAAACCUAAUGUACUUGCACUUUAGACUUACAGAGAACCAUCAAGUUCAUGUGGGAACAAGGGCAAUGGUUUGAUAACUACAUUUGUAAAUUGAUUUUUUUUUUUAAGAACAAAAUUUAAUUUACAUGUAAGCAGAAACAAGAAGACAAAUAUGCAAGGAAAUAUGUAUAAGCCACUCACGCACAUAGUGUUGUAAUGGUUAGUUCAGACUGGUUGAUUAUGGUAUCAAGGUGGUUUGUUUUAAGCUCUCUUUGCGCCUUUAAUUUUUUUCCUUUAGCAAGAAAACUUGUACAGUGCCAAUUUACAAACUGGUUCAUCUACAUUUUGAGACAAAAGAGGACAACCUGCAGGCGUUUAAACAAUGAGUAGCUUGAGAUUAACUUAUCUAAACCAUCUAAACCAAUAAUGCUGUUGUGCAAUUUACUUGUACAUAACAUACAGUCGUAAUUUAUUGCUCUGGAUCCUGGUACAUUUAAAAGGAAAAUAAGUUAUUCAAAUUGAAGAUGCUCAGGUUAUUGGGUUAAAAAUAUAUAAUUUUAUUGUUAAUUCAUAUUUACAUUGUGUGCUGUUUCAGGAAGUCAAACUUUCAUGUGCCCCAACAGUUGCUAUAGCAAUUUCACAUAGCUAAAUAACAUUCAAAUUUUCAUUAAACAUAACCUUUUUAAUUGAAGGAGGCUGUGAAAAUGGGAUAUUUUUCCCCAAAGUAGUAAAUUAUUUUCAAUGUAAGUUCAGUAAUUUUUUUUGUAGACAAAAGCCCAGUUAAACUGUAAUGAAUAGCCAAGAACUUUACAAUUAAACUGAACCAACUCAAGCAGGUCUUUGCUGGUUUUCCUCUGUUACAACAAUUUUAUUAUGUUUGGCGAAUUAACUAAAUUGCAAAGCUUCUGCUCUUGUGUUAAUUUGUCAUUGUAUUACAUGCACACUUGUGCAAAAGGUUUAAGAAAAAUAAUGAGUUGAUUCUUUUAGAAAAGCUUUUUUCUGAAAGAUGAAUUUAGGAAACUACAAUGUACAUGUACUGUACAUAGACAUUGUGUUCUAACAAGAUCCUUGGAAAAAGCAGAGUUUGUCUUUAAAGCAUCAAUAAUUGGAUCUCAAGAUAAAUUAUUUUGUUGUAGCAUAGAAAUGCUCUUCAGGUAGUGCUAAUUGCUGUUUACAUGCUAUUUAUAUUAUUUCAAAAUACUGCCUUACUUACAUACGUACAUACAUUCUUUACUGUUACCUCCCCAAAGGGGCUUUUCAGGAACAAUGAAAAAAGUACACAAAAAAACAAUUUUAAGUGUAAUCAGGCAGUGUCAUAAUUGACAGUAUUCAUGUGUUUGAUACUUGGAUAUGAGAAAAAAAUGGUUUUAAGACGGAAUCCAUCAAGAAAUUGAGUAAUUUUAAUUUUCAGUGGACAAAAACCUUGUACCAGAAUAAUUUAAACAAUAUUGCAUUCUUUUUUUACAUUUUUCAAGUGCUAUAGAUGUAAUUGGUUAUCUGUAAUAACACCAAAGAAAGUUUCUUAUAAGAGCGUGAGAAAAUAAUUGUCAAAUUUCACAAAAUGACAUCUUCCACAUGAAAUUUUCAGAAUUUUCCUUGUGUUUUCACAAUUUAUUCUUGUGAAAUUUGACUUUUAUUUUCUUGGGUUCCCAUGAGAAAUAGUCUUUGGUGUUAUUACAGAUAACUAAUUAUAUCUUUGGCUUUUGAAAAAUGUAAAAAAGAAUGCAAUAUUGUUUAUAUUAUUCUGGUACAAGGUUUUUGUCCACUGAAAAUUGAAAUUACUCAAUUUCCUGAUGGAUUCUGUCUUAAGUUUUCAGAUUACUUUGCAAACAUGUAAUCAGUAUCUGUAAUAGUCUAUAGCUGUUAUAGAAUUUGUUGGUCUUAUUUGUGCAGUGUAAGCAGUGUUAAAGAGCUUGCAAUAGAAUACAUUGGUUGUACAAUGUACAGUAUAAAAUGGUGAACACUACAUGUAUGUGUGAGAACAGCUAAAAUUUUGCUACUGUACCUAUACUUUAAUGAGUUGCCUUCUUCAAAUUUUAUUGAAACAUGUGGCUACUGUGUUCACUGUUUUGGGGUCAGAGUAAUCAGGGCUGUCACUAAGAUUUUCAAGUUGCUGGGUAAAAUAAUACAUCAAGUAAGCAAUGAAUCAAACAGCCACGGACUUCUUUUGGUUCUAUUUUUUGGUUCUAUUUUUUUGUGAUUUUCUUAUGAUAGUAAGGGUUAAUUUAAUUAAACUUUUACAAGACACUGACAAUAUUACAAUGGCUACAUGUACACUUACACUUACACUACUUGUACAUGUAAAAGUUUUAUUAAAUUUACCAUAGGGGUCACAUUCGUAAAGGUAUUUUCAUGGGGAAAAUCUCGGCCUCUUGUUCUUAAUGCCCUGAAAAUCAAUUCCUCAUGGAGCACAGUCACGUACAGUCAUGUAAAGUUAAUUUAUCAGAUGAUGAGUCGAGCUGUUUAAUCUUUAAUUUCUUCUAUCUGAUACACUUGUGUACCAUUUUUCAGGUGGACCCUGAAGCAGAAAGACAGGGUGAAAUUUUGGCUUUUUAUGGUGAAGAGGAAACCAGAAAUUAUGACAGCCCUGAACCGGGGCCUGCAGUGGAAAAAGAUGAUACACCCGUUACUCAUCAGCAAGCAGAGCCAGCCAAUGGCCAGGUUUGAGUUCAAGCUUUAUCACGUCUGCUUAGGACUCGGCUUAUGACCCCAAUUUUUUUUAUUUUCACUUGGUCAUAAGCUGUCUUAUGGCUAGACUUACAAGUCCUUCUCCAACUUCAUUGCUAGUGAGUUAAAUUAAAUUUAACACUGUCAACAACAAGGAGAACUGGUUGUUGUUUGGAGGCUGAAACAUAGCCAGCCAUGCUUGAAUCAGCCCCAUGUGCUAAGUACAGCAUUUGCUGGUGGCCACUGGCUUUGUUUAGCAUUUGGAGUGUGCUUUUACCCCCACCCCUUCCUCCCUUUCAAUUUUUCCACUGAUAAAUGAGUGUGAUGGAUACCUGGUUCUGUUUGCAUGGGGGCUCAUGGCUGCAUCAGCAAGAUGCUGGUUUAUCAGCCAGCAGGGUGUAACUCUAUCUAGGGGCUGGCUUUGCCAACGAGUCUGAAGUCUCUGGACAUUCCAGGCACCCACCUCCAUUAAGCUGCAAUGCAGUUUUCAAAGGUUUUAAAACUCCAAGCCAUCUUUUUUUCACUUGUUUGCUAAUUACAGUGAAUUAUGAAGUGGGAAUAUUAAUUAUUGUGAUUCAUUAUUUGAUUGUGAAUUAUGUGAAGGGUCCCCUUUACAGACCCUCUUUUGCUUGUGAAGCAAAUAAAAAAAAUUGACAUUACCUCGGAUCGAGGGAAGUGAUUUAGUGAUUUAUUCCAUAUAUAUUCUAAUUGAAGUAAUUAUACUCCUGUACUUUAGCAUAUGGUAAUAUUAUAAGUACAUGGAUGAACAAAGAAAAAAUUAUGUUGCUUUUGACAGGUUCAAGAAGAAGCUUCUAAGGAAGUAGUAAAAGCAGAAGAGCCACUCCCUGAAAAUAUGGGUAAUAAAAACUUCCAUGUAAAGUAGCAACUACCAGAAAAACUAUGAAAAAGCUGCAUUAUCUAUAUUUCACAUACUCUAGAUUAUUGUUUUCCUCUAAGAACAGUUUCAUAUCUUUGUAACAAUAAUGUAAGGAAAACGGUAAAAUUGCAUGUCGUUGUAUUAUUUAAUUAAUUGCUUAUAGGGUUCCUGUAAAUACAUCAGGGGGUAGAAAUACUUGAUGUCUGUGGCAAACGACAACCACUCACCACACCAGCAAUCACUACUAACAAAUAGAGCUGUACACUGUACCUGUAGUUUUUGCAGCUUAGAGCUUAGUUUUGAAAGAAUUAGUGUUUGAACUUCUUUGAGUUUUGUUACCUUUGGCAAAUCUGAAUCAAAAUAAAUCUAACUACACGUAAACAUUAAAGGCCCCUCCCAUUUAAAGUUGGUGCAGUUUUAGAGCUGAACAAAACUGUGGAUUAAACAUCCAAUGCAUUAUUUUUGUAAAUUCAUUUUGUUUUCUUAAAAGUGACCUAGACUCUAAUACCAACAUAGAGGUGCAUUCAAUGUCUUAAUCACGAGUCAAAAUUUCUUAAAAUAACUUUUAAGUGAAGAGAAUGUUUUUUAACAAUGGAUUAAAAUAAUGUCUCAGUCUUGAGACUCUUAAGUUAUGCUGUACAUAUACAUCGGAAUACACAGUUUUUGUAAGAUUUUGCGGUAAUUUUAUCUGGAGGAUUGGAAAAAUUGGGGAGAUAACAUGUUUUACUGGUAAAGGAAAUGCAGUGUUGGUUCUAAAAAUUUAUGGGAGGGUGGAAAAUUUUUCGGCUUGCAAACUCAGUUAGUUGUUCUACAAACUGUAUAUAUACAUGUACAGUUAUGCUUUGUGUACACUGCAGCAUUUUUAGGGUUGCCACAGUCAGGGAAAAAUCAAAAAGAGAAACAUUUUUCAUGAUCAAGGAAGAAGUCAGUGAACUUUUUUCUUAAGUCAGUGGAAAUCUUUGUUAUUGUCAAAGUCAGUGAAUUAUAUCCUCUUUGCACACAUAAUCCCUUAAAAAGUAUAAAGAGGUUAAAAAUGAAGUGAGGAAUAUUGAUGAAAAAUGUUGGAGCAAAGUUACUGUCAAUGUGGAUUGUUUUAUUAGUCACCUAAUGCAAGGUGUUUAGAUGUCAGUGAAAAGUCUGGGAAAAGUCAGAGAAUUUUAUAAUUUCUGAUGAGUGGCAACCCUGACUGUAGCAUUGCCCUCACUACUUGGAAGUAUAUAUGGACCCAAUCCAAAAAUGGCUGCUAGAGUUGUGAUAUUCUCUUGUUUGAACUAAAAUUAGCCUGACUAGCCUUGCUUGAGAUAAUGCAUUCUUUUGAAUUUUGUACAGAAGAAUGAGGGCAGUCAGUCUAAUUUUAAACCAGCAGGCAUUUUUGCAUUGGGUCUAUACUAGACUCUGUUGAGAAGAAUGUCAAUAGCUGUCUUUCUAGGUAAUGACAUUAAAAACUGGUAAAGGAAAGUAAGGGAUUGAUCAAGAAGUAGUUAUGAUAUUUGUUACUAGAUUCUUGUUUGCAGUACGUAAAGUUAAUGCCAAAGUAACUAAGUAAAUAAAUAAGCUAAAUAUUAAGAAGUAAAAAUUAAGUUAAUUCUUUUUCACUUUAAUAUGACCAGAAAAGUAUCAGUAGUAUUGUUUUUACACAGAAUGCAGAUUACCUGUUGAGUUUGCAAUGUCUAUACUUUACUAUUUUUAUUUAGCACCAAUUUUCUGGUCGGGUGACUUGUCCUUAACCUCUCUGCUACAUUAUUUUAACUUAACACAGCUUUUUUUCCAUGUUAUGAAAUAUAACGUUAAGCAUUAUUGUAACACUAAAGGGAAACUUCAUUUUAACUUUUACGUUCAUUGACAUAAAGCUGUAGAAUGGUUAACAUUGGAAAGUUCUUGGCCAUAAAUAAUAAUAUUUUAGCUAGUCAUAUUUCCUUGUAAUCUAACAAUGCAAGUUUUAUUCUUUAAGAGCUAAAUGAUUUUUGUAUUUAUCUAGCAUGUUUAAGUGAGCGGCUUUAAUCCUUAACUAUACUGAUCAUUUUCUUGGAAGCUUAGACCUUCUUUCUAACAUAGUAAUGUUUUAUCUGAUACAGCAAAGUGUGAAUUCUGCAACUUCAUUGGAAUAAGGGAAUCAUUUUUCUCAAAGUCCAAACGCUUCUGUAAAAUGGAAUGUGCGAAAAGAUACUCGUCCGCAUCCAAUAUUAAACAGAAGUCUAAAGGAGACAAGAUUGGGACUCCAAAAAAGAAACACAGAACUUCAGACAGACAUCAUAAAGUUUCUUUAAAACUCGACCUUCUUUCUAAUCUAGUGACUGUUUUGUCCGAUACAGCCAAAUGUGAAUUCUGCUGCUACAUCGGAGUAAAGGAAAACUUUUUCUCCAAGUCCAAACGAUUCUGUAAAAUGGAAUGUGCAAAAAGAUACUCUGCAUCGAAUAUUAAAAAGAAGUCUAAAGAAAAGAUAGGGACACCAAAAAAGAAACACAGGACUUCUGAAAGGCAUGCUCACCAAAGCGCAGGUGCGGGGGCAUCAACGGCAACAUUGAGUUCCGCUCUUGCUAAUACUUCUGCAGCAGCUUCAAGUGGGCAAGGAAUGGUUGGAGGACAUGAGGUGAGGUCAAUAGCUUACAAGACCUUUGUGUCAGUGAUAAACAAGGUAAAGCUAGUCUGAAGAGCAGCUAGGUGAUCAUCUCCUUUAUAUGGACAUUAAUUUCAAAACAUUGUAGAAGAUUCUUGGGAACUGCCUACCUUCUUCGCUCCUAAUCCAACAUUUUGCCCUUAUUGAUAAGUGUUAGUGUUACGUUUGUGUGGGUAGGGGUAAGUGGACAAAAGUCAUGAUAAGGUUCUUCAGAACUUCCCACCUACCCCUCUCCUAACUCACCAUUUUGCUCUUAGUGAGAAGAUGGUGUUAACUUUAGCUGGGGGAGUGGUAGGUGGACACAAAACAUUAUAGGAAUCUGGAAAACUUAUCACCUACCCUUCCUCUAACCCAACAUUUGUGAGAAGUUAGUGUUAACUUUGGGUGGGGUGGGGCAAGUGGACAGUUUUCCCGGUUUGUCAAAAGUAGCCAGCUGCCGAAAAUCGCCACCUACUUGGGUAGAAUUGGCCGGCUACUCUGCUUGGCAUUUCUUUAUGGAUGGCGUUUUUUAAAUAAAAUAUCCCUGGACUGGUCGCUUACCUUGACGACUCAGCCGUCUACUUCAAAACUUUCUAACAACCCUGCAAUUGGACAUUUCUGUGGUUAGGGCAAUGUCCUUAUCACAGAGAGUUUUCUCCUUAGUCCCAAAGAUACUUUUUACUCGUUCAAUGUAGAUAGAUGUACCAUCCUAUAAAUACACACUUGUUUUUCUCUUAUUUUUGUUAAUAAAGCUCAUAAAAAAACUGUACUCUCUGCUGUAGAUUGAAGGGUGGGAGGUGUUCUGAACUGAAGUUACUGCUACUUCAGAAGGAGGCCAGGAGCAACUUAAAUGUGCAUGUACACUUUACAUUGUAAGAGCAAAAAAAAAGCAAGAUAUGCAAAUCAUGUAUAUAUUCAUUACAGGAUGACGGUGAAGUAUCUGCUGCUAGUGCAACUCCAUUGUCAAGAGAAGGUACCAUUUACACAUUUAUUUACUUUGUGUCUCAUUGUGUUUCACUGUAUGUCGAGAUUUAAUAGAAUAGUGGUCAGCUUGUUUCCAUAUAUUGCUGUUGCUAAGUUCUGACACACAAGCUGGGCAAAAUAAUGAAAAUAGCAGCGUGGGUUUUUCUCUUUGCAACUGCACUUUGCUUCUCUAGUGUAUUGCAGUCUUGUCUCUAUUCAGUGUUCGGUAUUAGCACUCUCUUGUAUACCUGCCAACUCUCACGCCUUAGGCGUGAGUCUCACGCCUGCGGGUUGAAAACUUCGAUCUCACGCCGGCUCACUCCUGUGGGCCAAUUUCUCACGCCUGAUUGAAAAAUGUGAGUUGUUGCCGUCCUGCUUGACACUAUUUCCAAAAAUAUGUUAACUCAGACCCAUGUAAGGAACGAAAACCAUGUGUAAAAUAAAUAAAUGGCAAUACCUUCCUCGCGAUCUCUGAUUUUUGAAGUGAAAAGCACUGGGAGCGAGCUCGCCUUUGGCAGACUUCGGACGUCGUCGGAAGACUUCGGACUUCUUCGGGAAUCUUCGGAAAUGAUCGUGUCGUCUUCAAAAAUCCCAGCACUCCCAGGAUAAAAAUCUCACGCUUAUAUCUCAGAAAAAGUUGGCAGGUAUACUCUUGUACAUGUACAUGUACAUGUAAAGGUACCAAAAAAUGGGCAACAAAAAACGUGCAACUUGUCCUGCAACACACUGUGCAAAGAAAGUCAGUUUUACAGGUUGCCAUUCAGGCAACCUGUAGCUUUCAUGUACUAGCCCGAGAUUUAUGUCAGCUAGCCCAAAAAACUUUUUGAUAAACAGGAUUGAUUACACAGUUCUUGUGUAAUUUGAAUUCUUCAAAAAACUUCCCUGGCCCGUCGGGCAAGUUAAGAACAGAAUUCACAGUGCAUGUGCAAAGUACUGGAGACUAUACAUCUUUAACAUUAAAUUUAGCAAGUGUGGUACAGUGGCUCAGCUUCAAGUCCCGGUAUUGAUGCCAUACGUGAGUUUUGAGUUUGUUGUUGGAUCUCAUCCUUGCUUUGAGAGGUUUUCCUUCAGCACUCUGAUUUUCCCCUUUUUCAAAGACCAACAAUAACCAAUACCAAUUCAAUUCUGGAAUGCACAAACACUUUCAAAUGAUUUCUUGAGAACGCCCAAGUGUUUUGUGGUUAAAAGAUUAUUACGUUUAAUUUUUACAUUGGAUGUAGCAAGUUUACUAACGCUAUCAUAUAUUUUUUAAAGAUGUUGGUGAAAACUGGCAGAAUCGUAGUUUUGAUUGGACAGAAUACCUCAAGAAAACAGGUGCCAAAGCAGCGCCCACGCACCUGUUUGAACAUGUGAGUAGUUAUCACUUUACCUGAAUUUUUGGAUCAAUUUAGGCUUCUGGGAAACUGCCCACCUACCCCUUCCCUUAGCCAACAUUAUCACUUACUUCUCACUUAGGGCAAAUGUUGGCUUAGGGGAGGGGUACGUGGGCAGUUUCCCAGAAACGUAAAUUGAUCCGAAUUUUUCUUCUGUUGACUGCUCUGAGGGAGAAUGCGGUAUCACUGUGGUAAAGGGGCGGGGGAGGGGGAUACCUAUCACGCAUCACGCAUCACGCCGAUCAUGGAAAAAUAUGAUAAAACAUUAACUACAUUAGCAAGUAUCCUAUUAUCAUUUGAUCUGAGGAAAUCAGAGGCCGAGGAACGAGAAAAAAGGGCAAGAAGUUGGUGUCUGCUUCUAGUUUCAAAUGAUAUUAACCGUUACGGAAAUUUCAAAGGAAAAUCACGCGUCACGCGUUGUGAAAAUAGUAAAUCACGUAUCACGCUGCUAUGCCAAAUCACGCCUCACGCGGCCAAUUUAGGCCAGAUCACGCAUCACGCUGAUAAUUUGGGUCCCGUCACGCGUCACAGAAAACGUAUUUGCCACCCUGCCGAAUGACCAAGCGGUUAGAGUUCUGGAAUUUUAAUCCGGGGGCAUCGAGUUCAAGCCACGGCCUUAACCGCUACCAGGACUCGUUCAAUAGUCCCAAGCUCACCUCCUUGGACAUGCUUUUAAAAUAGCCUACUGGUUUGCCUCCGGACAGUUAGCCUUAUUGAACUCGUUAUGUUUGUUUUCAAAUGUUUGUUUCUUAUCCUUAUUUAUGGGCCACAAAAAAACACUACGGCUGGUUACCAGUAAAAUUUGUUACCCCUACAGAGUCAUUUUCUUUUUACCCAAGCCAACGUUCUUGAACAGUGAGCUGUCCUCAAACUGCAAUCUGGGGGAUAUCGAGACUAGCCUUAGCUUUUCCAUUCCCCACAGUCACUCAAAACUGAUGUCGAGAAAAAUAUGUAGAGAUGAAAAGUGCUCUAGACGCGCUGUACGAACUUUUGUAGUUCUUGUAUUAGUUUGGGCUUGAAAUCGUGCGAUAUUAACGUUCAAAUGAAAAUGUUGUUUUCUUGUCUUGUUUAUUGUAAUACUUAAAUCCUCUGGUUACUGGACAGGUGAGCCUAAGCCCCUGUUUAAAGGGCGUCCAUGUUGGCAUGAAGGUGGAAGUGGUUAAUUGCAGCAUAGAUGUCGUUGAUGAUACAGAUGUAGCGUUUUGGGUGGCAACUGUCAUAGAGAUUAAACACUACAGAGUUCAGUUGCGUUACGAAGGUUACGAGUCCGAUCCAGCCGGCGACUUUUGGUUUGAUUUGAGAUCCAAGAAUAUUCAUCCAGUAGGAUGGUGUGCCAAGAGGAACAAACUGCUUAUUCCACCCCCAGGUAAAGUCUUACACUUGUUUUAAAUAGAGUGUUAAGUGCUAGAGAACCAUUUCUUGCAGGGAUUAUGAUGGCCUGUACUAGCCUGCGUAGCUGGCGGGAUUAGUGGACGAUUGCUGUAGUUUUUUGGAGCCGAGCCGCGUGAAGACUGGUAUCAAGUCAAAUUGAAUUCCCUCGCACCCAGCACACAAAAGCACCCAGGACACAAGUUAUGCCGCCAGCUACGCAGGCUAGGCCUAUACUUGUACCUUUAGUUUUCUUCCUUUAUUAAACUUCUGGGGACUCUUGCUAAAAGGGGCUGAGUCACGGCCUGUCUAGUUCUUUGCGUUAAUAGGAAGCUUAAUCAACGGCGACGGCAAUGACGACGGCAAAAAGCAAGAGGGCUAGAUUGGCAAAACAACAACUUUGCACUUGCAUCACGUUUUUUUGUACAUUUCUUAGCCGUCGUUGCACGACUACAACGUAAAAGUGCCUCAUUUCACGUUUUGUUGAGGACGGGAACACAAGACAACAACUUUUCUUUUCUUUUUCUCAGUGAACUUUGAUACAGUCCUUUAGAAUUCAACUCCAGAAAAAUUCACCAACAUUUGACGAAUUGUUCGAGAUGGAAUAAGCGCGAUAAAGUUUGAGGCAGCGCAAAUUCACUUUUUAAGUGACGUUGGGUCUGAGGCUUGGGGUAAUAAAAUAAAAGAAAUGUAUUUUUCCUCCCUGAACCUGCAUUUCCCCCAAGCCUUGAAACCAAAUAUGAAUUUUAAUAAUGUCGAAACUGAGUAGAUCAUCUUCGAUUGUUUUAGUGACUGUUACUUUCACUGUCUAUUUCCACCUGAAAUCUAAAAGAAAAGUGUUUGUGACAUGGGGACUCCUGGAACUGGGAGAAUCUUAGGGCCUGAAAUCUUAGUCUUUUCUCGAAAUUUUGCUCAAACCCAUCACAUCUGUACACACCAUUUUGGAAAAAACUAAUCUGGCUGGAUGAUCCUGAUUAAUAGCGACAUUCUCCCUAUGAUUGGACUGGUCUGGCCAGCCUAAGGGCGCUUUCCAUUUAGUCAGAACUGGGUGGCUGGCUGGCUGGCUAGUUUAUCUAAAUACCUUUGCUUCAUUUCAGCAAUCAGGGAGAGAUGUGGCAAUUGGAGGGAUUACCUAUUCAAGUGCCUUUCGGGAGCAAAGACGUUCUCCGCAGAAUUUCUACAACAGCUUCAAAGCCAGCCCUACAACAGGUUCCAAAAAGGCAUGAAGGUUGAAGUGGCAGAUCGUAAGAAUAUGUACUCGAUGUGCGUGGCCACUAUUGUGGAUGUCAUAGGUGACCGUCUGAGAAUGCGAUAUGACGGACUUGAUGAUGAUGUUGCUGAAGACUUCUGGUGUCAUUAUCAGUCGUCUGAGAUUCAUCCAAUAGGAUGGUCCUCUCUGGUGGGUCACACGCUACAGCCUCCCAUUGGUAAGUGCAAAGUGGACCGAAAUACUUGGAUUUAUUGAAUUAAAGGCGGUGUGUUCAACGGGUUAGGAUGCUGAUCCGCAUUUAAAGUCCUCAUCCAUUUUUUCCUGGUCAGCGGAUUUUCGCCUGAACACACAGACUGGGGAUAGCUGGGCUAUGUUCACACGAAUUACAUUCAUUUCGCUACAAAGUCGUUUCGCUACAAGUCGUUUCGCUACAAGUCGUUUCGCAGCAUAAUGAAAUCGUUUCGCUGCAUCAUAAAGUCGAUUCCGUGCAACCAACUUUUUGUAUUAAACAGUUAAAAAAAUUUACGAUGAACUACAAACGGGUAAUAACGAGCUAAGUUAGCGAAACGACUUUACAACCUUUUCAGCGAAUCGACUUCACUGUGCAGCGAAACGACCCUACUCCGCUUUAGCGCCGGCACGAAAAUCACCCUGGACAGGGCUUCUGUUCACACUAAGAACGGUGAUUUGCUCGCGAUUUCUGUAACGCAACAACGCUGCGCCGCGCCGCCCUCUAAAGGCGAGAGUCACAUAUCGGAUAGUUGUUCAUACUACACCGAACAGCUUUUCGCGUGGGCAUGAAAAAUCUUUAUCCGCUUUAGUAGAAACAUCGCCUUAAGGGUUUUUACUAGAAAUACGUGAAUCGCAGAGCCUCGCGAAGCAGGGGUUAAGGGCCAGAGGUAGAAAGAAAAAGUGAAAGAAGCUGAUGGAGAAAAGAAAAUAUAUAUAUAUUUUAAAAGAACCGAUCUAACGGUAAAAUUAAAUGGUAAAUUGUCGUCUUAGAUUAAAGACUUCCUGUAAUUUAGUGACGAUGCUAAAAACCACAAAUCUGUCCUCAUUCUUUCCCUAUUUUCGUAAUCCAGAUAUUUUGCUACCAUGGUGACAUGACGUCACACUUCUCUCGAUUAGCCAGCCUACUUUUUGUCAGUUAGAUUAUUUAACCUUUUUUAACAAAUUAAUUACGAACUUCUAUAACAGAUAGCUCGGCAGUGGCCCUUUAAAGCUUCUCCUCACAUCACUUAAGGUUGGAACACAUUAGGCGACAUGUACUAAAUAAUUUGUGCGAAAUUCUUUGUCUCAGUGACGGAAUUAUCUUAUGAAUUUCAUACACAACUUACUGUUUCUUCAGGAUGGAAGCACAGUCUCAGCAAAUGGAAUGAAUUUUUAGCAGAUGAUUUAGCAAAUUCGUUAGAUGCCCCUCAAGAAUUUUUCGUACAGGUAUGGUUUUUUUGGUUGCGUGUAAUUUUAACUGUGUUAGAAUUAAAAUCAUAUUAUCACGUUAAUUGAGGCUCUCUCAAUCAUAGGUACAAAAAAAGAUCAGUAAUUGCUCAUCAGUCAAAAGUAGAAGAAUAAUUUCAAAAUAUUGUUCCGGUAAUAAACGAGACGAUUGGCAACGACGAUUUUUAGCGCAACACAGCGUCGCAAUGUUGGAACAGUGUUGAAAGCAUUCGGAACAAUGUCGCAACAAUGGUGUGAUGCUGUGUUGCGUUAAAAGUCGUCGUCGCGAAUCGUCUCAUGCAACAUCACCUCAAGUCUCCAUACCAGUCCUUAAAAUUAAUGAUUAUUGUUAUCUUCUGUUCUACAGGACUCCACCGGAACCGCUCCUGGCCUUCACCAGUUUAAAGUUGGCAUGAAGUUUGAAGCAAUCGACCCGUUCAACCCAAGCCACAUAUGUGUAGUGACUGUGAUAAAGGUGCUGCGAUUCAACUACUUUGUCCUUGGAGUGGAUUCUCUGGCGACUUACUUUGUCUGCCACGCUAAUGCAACUACCGUGUUCCCCUGUGGUUGGGCCAAAGCCCAUAAUCUUCAGUUGCACCCUCCAAGAGGUAUAGUAAAAACGCGCUUUUUGCGACAGUUCUGAGUGUUACAUGUACAGGGUUCGUAGGGGUCAUUACAUUUAAGAAUUUCAUUAUCCAAGCCUGAAAACUCAUGGAACUUAAUUGUCAGUCAUGGAAAGUCAUGGAAAAUUAAAGUUAUGUUUGGUAGAUAAUAGUUACUACAGAUGUCAAAGCAAGGACUAUGUAAGAUAGAGACGUAAUUAAACAGCUCGAUUUGGCACGCAUUUUGGUGGACACUAAAGUUUGUCUGUUAAACUGACUGACGUAAAAAAAAUACUCUAAAACAAGAGAAGUUUUGAAAGUAACAGCUAAAGCGAAGGUCAUGGAAUACUAUGGAAAAAGUUAUGGAAUUCUUGUCAUGAAUAUAUCUCGGAAAUUCAGGUUACAGAUCCAGCCUGGGGUUAACUGAAUCUAACCCAAAAUUGGCUUUACGUUCUUAAGUACUGAUUGUUAUUUUGAGGUGUGGCCACAUCCUGUUGUUCUUGUUUAGAUUACACUCAAGAAAAUUUCAGCUGGCCUGAAUAUCUUGCAAAAACUGGAGGGAUCGAGGCUCCUCCUCAGCUUUUUAGACAGGUGAGCGGGCUUCUUACAUUUGCAACGUUUGAGUCUAUUAACAAAUGCUAAGAUGUGACCUUUUAAGUGAAACAUUUUGAUCAUAAGACAUAACAAAGACAUAGCAAUUCUUAUGCUUAAAGCUAAGAACAAUCUAUAACCGAAGUAUCUCCAAUUAGUGUGUAAACGCUAGAACGACUGACACCGUAGUUAAGUUACUACUACUCCUUCUUAAACUGUGGGAAAACUGUGAGGGAAAUUCAGUCUCAGAUUCAUUACCUUUAUCUAACAACCAGGAAAGCCGAAAUGAAAACGGCUUCAAAAUUGGAAGCAAACUAGAGGCUGUGGAUCUGCGAGAACCAGCUCUCAUCUGUCCAGCCACGGUAACGGACCUGAAAGGACCUCUGUUGCGAAUCCACUUUGAUGGCUGGGAUGAAUCCUAUGACCAGCUGGUGGACAUGGACUCUCUGGAUAUUUUCCCUGUUAGUUACUGCGCUUCAGUCUCACAUCCUCUACAACCUCCAGGGUAAUUAACUUCAUUUUCAUUUAACAAUCUACAGUCGACUCUCUCUAACAUGGACACCUUUAGGACCGGCACAAAGUGUCCGUCUUAGAGAUAUUGUAGAGAGGUGUGCCUCUUAUAGACAGUCAAAUAAAGGGAGUAAAGAAAGGCAGGGACCAACUCUAGGCGUCCGUAUUACAGAGGUGUCCGUUAAGAGAGAGUCCACUGUAGAGUGCUUUCAAUCGAGUAUCAAAAGCACCUUCGUAGUAGCCCUGGUUUUGCGUUGCUAUGCGCUCUAAUUCACUAAAAAGAAAAAUCUCCUGUUUUUUCCGCAACCAAUCAGAAAUAAAAGCUGAACCAAUCGCCACUUGUUCACACUCGUUUUCCCGCUCUUGAGACCGGCUAUCCGUGUUCGCUUUAAGUUUUGAUUGGCUUCUCUGAUUUUAAAUGACUUCGCCGACUGUUAUUCGCCAGAGAUCUCUUCCGUAUUGUUUUGACGACACGUGAUACUGCUAGCUCCCCACGUAGGCGUGGGAGGCUACGUUACUGCGGAAGCAAGUCCCGUUGGGACGUCAAUGGUCCUGGAACCGCUUUAAUUCAAAGCUGUAAAUUGAAGAAGCUUGCUAAAAGUCCUUUUGCUGGGGAAAUGCACAUUUACAAUUUCAAGGGGAGGAUUGAUUUAAUAAGUUGAAUUUAAUAUUUUUGUACCUUCGAAUCCGCCUAAUUAACUCUGUUUAGCCCCCCCAAAUGUUGCAUAAAUUAUUGUUUUCAAUUGUUCUUGGUAUGACUUUGUAUUCAAAGAGCAUUUGAAAACGAUAACUUAUGCAAAAUUUGGGGGGCAACCAGAGUCUAUCAUGGGGGAUUCAACAAUAGACAAUCGACGCACAGAUUUGGUGAUGUGUAUUCCAGGGGAAAGCGGGUGUAAAAUUCACAAAUCAUCCAGCUAUCGUCCUAAGCAGACGUUUAUUUGGGUAAGUGGGAAAGAUUGCGCGACGACCCAAAAGACGUCUGUGUGGGAUAGAAAGGUAGCGUGGUUAGCUUGUAACGAUCCUUGUGUGAUCCCUAAAGGUUGAUUUCCACUGCCGCGUAAUUUUUACUUGUGUAGGUAGGUAAAUUUUAUCCGUGUAAAGAAAUAGAAGCAAUGUAUGAAAGGCCGCGCUAGGUUUAACUUUAACGUGUACGGGCAACCUUCCUACAUUGCCUCUAUUUUAGUUACGCGCGUGAAAUUUACGUGCUUACGCACGUGAAAAUUACGCGACAGUGGAAAUCCACCCUAAGCGAUAAUCACAACUCAAAUAAGGUUGCUUUGAAUUGCAGACCAAUGCCUGAUAGAUAUGUGGAGCGGUACGGACCAAUGCCAGACGGUACCAGCAGACAUCCAGUAUCUAAACCCCUUAGUCGACCUGUGAAGAGGAGAACGUCAAUUGAUGAUGAAGGGCACAAGAAGAAAGGUUGGUUUAAAAAAAUGAAAAUCAGUGGAAAGUAACAAUGCUGUUGUUUACUGACCGCGUGGAAAUUUACGGGUGUGGUAAUGUUCACUAGCCUCUCACACAGGCCUUCUUAAGGAUUUGUCACGCAUUCUUACCCACGAACAUUCGUGGGGGAGGAACGCGUGACAAAGCCCCAAGAAUCUCUUCGUGAGAGGCUAAAUGCUCACCUGACUGUUUUUCCACGGGUCUGGUUCUUAAAUUCGUGUCGAAGUGCUCGAUGUGGAUUUAGGCUCACUUACCCUACGUCACAAUUUUCAUUGCACAACUUUAGACCUACUGCCUUUGUACAUCCCAUGACGAGGCAAGACUAAAGAGCGUCUACAAGCAUUGCCCAGUUUUAUGUAAAUCUCGUGACGCACAAAACGCUUUUGUAAUUUUUGAGUUGAUGAAUGGCCUGUCGAAGGACCUACUAUGCGCAGAAAUCUGCCUAACAAGCUUACAAAGGCAAUCGCAGGCAUUGGAUGGAGGAAAGUCAGUUCCGUGUGGACACUUUUUCUUUAGGGCAAUCUUGCCCCCAUAGCCUUUGUUACGAUCGAUUCCUAAUGCUGACCCAAAAGGAUCACAGGCUAUGUGAAAGAUAUGGUCUCCAUGAAAAUUUUCCCGGGUGGACAAAUGCGCGCAUUUCAGCCUGCGAAAAUAGGUAUCUCUGGCCACUUUCCGUCCCUAGGACGUCCUGCGGUGGGGAGUUAUGAGGGGAGGCUGGAUUUACAGGCUAACGACGUAUUCAGUCAUUUUACUGGUUGUAUUUAUGCGUGCUUGUUUAUGUCUCUCUAUCUUAGCCAAGCCACUGUACCCUCAGGAGACUGUAUACAUAAACAAACGCUGUUACCUGGGACCCCUACUCAGUCGCGAUUUGAUGCGCAGUCUGCCUGAUGCCGUGCGAGGCUCAGUUGUUGGACCCGAAAAACACAACGUCAUGCGACUGUGCAUGCAGCAUCUUGUGUCAGCUUCCAUAAACCCCAAACAGGUCCUCGAGCUGUUUAGCCGCGAAUUCUACCAGAGCAAAAAGAACAGGUAAGAGUGUGUUUUGUCUUGCUUUGGACGAAAAGGUCACUUAACCCUUUAAACCCUAAGAUCAAAAUUAAAAUUCUCGUUUGUUGCCCCUAUUCAUUUCCUACAGAAGUAGUGGGGAGAAGUUGAUAAAAUAUCAAGGAAAUUCAUCUUGUGUGAUCAUGUCCGUAAUUCUCAUGACCACUCUGUUUUACAAAGAUUGAUAUUACAAGGAGAAAUUUGAUGCUGAUCACUCUUAGGGCUUAAAGGGUUAAACAUCCAAAUCCACUGUCUCCUUGAUUUCGCCCAAUCCUGACUCUUGAAGAUUUGUUGCGACCCUCACUGUUGUUAGCCUGGUCGCAGAGGUUAAACGUCCCGGAUUGGCGGGAAAGCGUUCUGACUCAACGAAUUACCGGAAAUGCGUUCUGAAUUUCCCUUCAAGCUGAUUGGCAAAUGGACCAUGGCUUUUUUAACAGGCCAAUCAUGGCGCUUACUCAAAUCCUGGUACACAGGUAGGCGCCCAGAUCAUUAGGAUUUCGGUGCUGUCUCGCGGACGGCCUUAACCAGAAAUUAAGUUCCGUCUGUGUCAUAGGCUACAUCGUGGUCCAAGACACCGGUCGGGCGCGUUAGCUGCUGCGUUUCGGGGAUACUGUUAUUGGGCUAAGCUAAUCACUAGGGUUCAUCUUAUGCGAGUCUUUAUGCCGCUAUAAGAAUUAGCAAUGUCCAGGGCGUACUAUGUGAUCGUAAGUAAGAAGCUUCGUGUGAAGCCUAGCUUGCCGUGAAUUUCUUUACGCGGCUCAGUUUCUGGGAGGUCAUGGAACCGAAUUUCAUUGGGGACUCGGUACUAUUCCCAAUAGGACUGCGGCUUGUGAAAACAUCGUCGGUCUUUUACUACCUCUCCCCAAUCAUGACAUGAUAAACGUGCAAUCUUUUUUGUAUACUGUACUAUCCUUCAUAAAACACCUUUUAGUAUUUACGUCUGACAUCUUAGAUUUCUUAAUUUGGAACCUGUUAGGGCCCCAAUUGGAUAGUAGCUGCUAAGGCGUCGGAAUAGGCUUCCGUGAUAAAGGUCUCUUUCUUUGAUUUUCUCUAUAGCACAGCUAAGAACGCAAUUUAGCUCUUCAAGUCCCAAAAGUGACCAACGUCAGUUUUCUCCCAGCCAUAUCCAUACAUCAUUAAGGGAAAAGGGUGUGAGAGUUAAGAUAAUGAUCAGCAAAGGGCAAAUAAUUUGAUCUAUUAUCGAAUUCGCGUAACUAGCUAUUUAAGGAAAUGUAUGGAGAUCAGUCUGGAGAACUAGUAGGUGGAUAUUGGAGCUGAAAGGGUUAACAGUUUGAAACUUUUUCUUCCAGGGAGUUGCAGCUUGGUGGUACAGUGUGUAUAGAGACCAAGAGCAAGAAUGGCAAACGACUAAUGCGGCGUGUCAGGGUAGUAAACAAAGCUGAACACCUUCAGCCUUAUCUCAAACGAGUCUGUGAGGUGGUGGGAUGCUGUCCAGAGCUCAUCAGUGCUACACGUUAUCCUCAGGGGUUUUGCAGCCAAACCUGCUGCUUAAAAGGUCGGUACAAACUUUAGAUUAUCUGUUAAGGAACUGUCUGGCGACAAAUUCAUGUCAGGUCCAGUUUAGUCCUCUAAUAGAUCUCUUUAGCUUGUAUGUUUUGUUUUCCCAAUAGAGGUCCCAGGGGAACUUAACUCUUUGUCUUUUCAUAAUUUAUGCGUAGAUAUGCAAGUGAAUGAGACGGAAUUUGAAAGAAACUUUUCUCUAGAGUAUUAUCACAUGACCUGUAUUGAGAAAACAAAACAUACAAGUUAAAGAGGUCUAUUCUGUCUUACAUUUUUCGCUUGGUGCUACUGUAAUUUUUUUUUUUGUAAAAAAGUGGUCCUGUACUUUAAAAAAAAAGGGGCUAUAUUAAGGGGCUAUAUCAUGCAGUUUUAGGUUAUUCCAGCUGAUCCGACGACGGCGACGGCGACGGCGACGGCGACGGCAACGAGAACAUCAAAAAGCAAUAGUAGGGACUCUAAGAUCCAACAACGCGACGGCAGUGAAUUUACGUUCUUUCAGUGCCGUUACUGCCCGACUACGACCUGAAAAAACUUAAUUUCAUGUUUUGUAGAGGACCCACAAGCGACGACGAAAUUUCUUUCCUCUUUCUGAACUUGGAUAUGGUUCUUCGUAAUUCAAGUUUAGGAGGGUUCACCUACAUUUGAUCGCAAAGUUAGUGACUUGUAGUAAUCAAGAUGAAGAAUGAAGCGAAUUUACUUUUUUAGCGACGUUUUCGCUGCCCUUGCCGUUACUAAUUAGGGACCUUACGAAACUAUGACGGCGAUGGCAAAGGGAACGUCAAAACUCUGCGCGUGCUUCACACUUUUUUGUAAAUUUUUUUGCCCUCCCUACACAACUACGACGAGAAAUGACCAAAUUUUAAGUUUACUUGAGAAUUGAGACGGUAAGGCGAUAAAUUCUAUUAUCCCUGUCUGAACUUCGGUGCGGUUAUUUUUCUUCAGCUCCAAGUCUAAUUUUCAGCGACGUUUUGAUGGACGUCGCCGUUGUCGGAUCGCAAGGUCCGUAUUACCGGCUGGUGAUAGAAUUGAUUAGAAUAACAAAAUAAACACUCAGAACUCUUAAAGAGAGAACAUAAUAGAAAUGGCUAAAAAGGGAAUUGUUGAGCACGAGUUGGAGUUUUGAAACCAACUUUAUGCGCCACAGAUAAACGCUUGUCAACGCUAAAGGUCGCUAUUUGUUUAUGUGGUAGGCAAGGACAACGGCGUCACAUCUUCAAGCGACGGACGAGAAAGAACAACGGAUUUUCCGUCUCCGGCGCACAUCGCAGGUGCUCCUUUUGCCGCUACCGCCUGGCCACCAAUGGCUACAGAGAGAGACACGUCUCACGAUUCCAUGGUGUCGUCCACGAGUAAUCUACCGUCGUCUUCUGAAGCCCGUGGAUCGGACGCCGCCUCUGUUCUCUUAUAUCAGAGCUCUAACAGUGGAAAAGACCCCCGCCUGUGGAAUGUCCUAGAGGUUACGAACUUCAUGUAUUCGAUCGGUUGCUCGAAUUAUGCCGAUGCUUUCGUCAAAGAGGUUUGUGUAUUCUUGCUUCCUUUGCUUCUGUUGCCUUUAAAAAUACCAUUAUUGAACUUUUAACUGCAAUAAAGAACACUUUUCUUCCUUCCUCAGCUGUAUUAUAGCUGGCGGUAAGCGAGCUCUUUCUUCUCAUUGCUUUACGCUUUACCCCUCACCUCUUGCGCUUGAAAGACCAAGUAGAUUGAAAGCUUACUGCAUACAGUGCCUGAAUAUGCGAGUAAAAACUGCUUUCCAUAUGUCCUGUACGACUGCUGAAAAACGUUCACCGAUCAGCACGAUUGUAUGGAAAACAACUCUUCGAUAACCAAAGUGAUGGCAGCGAAAUCAGAAUCAAAAUUGCCAUUCCCGUGGAAAUUUAAGUUAAGCGUUGAUUUAUCCCUUAAAAUGCCGACAGGUGGGCCAAUUGACGCUGUCAAACACAGAACUAACAUGGCAGUAAAUAGAAAUAUCACACGUACGGCCGCUGGUGUGAACUUACUUCUGGUUGUCGUCAUAUUUCGCGGAUUUUCUUCAAUUUUCUCACAAGAAUAAGAUGUGUCAUCUAGGGCCGUAUCCCUUAUAAAACUACAGUGGAGAGUUUUUUCUUGAUGCAGUUGCUUGUGUAGUUGACAUACGGAUGUUACUAAGACAGGGAACGGGGAGCGGUUAACGAGCACGGGGAACGGAAAAAUGAAAAAUGGGGACAAAACUUAACUUGAACCCUAGCCCUGUCAAUAAUAGUCUGCUUCACAUCCGUUCUUUGUGUUGUCACGCAACGCUCGUCCCCACCAACGGCGUGACGACGCAAAGAACGGCUGUGGAGCAGACUAUAUCAGUAACUUCAUUUCCAAUUCUCUGUUUUUUUUUCCUCGUGUUUCAAUUUCCCGUUACCGUUUUAGUAAUAUCCGUAACAUACCCCCCUCUGUUGUCUUGUUUUCAGGAGAUCGAUGGACGCGCCCUACUGCUGUUGACGCAAGAAAUGUUGGAAUCGCUAACAGAAAAUAAACUGGGACCCAUGACGAAAAUCCAAAGCGCCGUAAAGGCCUUGAAACAAGCGUGGGGCAUAUGAAAAUAUCAUGAAGAUAAUAUCAUAUUAUGAACUCGUCAGUUUUAUUCGGAAUUUCAAGCAGCACUGAUUAGGUGACUGUAUAAUUGUUUUGUAGUAAUAAUACCCAAAUGCUUUGUAACUAAGUAUUUUAUUAUUUUUUUCUACUUGAACCCUUCAAGCCUUGAUCAGCGUUGACAUCAAUGUUCUCCCUACCAGCUCGCAUUCUGUUCUUUUGCCGCUGAUUGGGGGAAUUUUACAAGCAAACAAAAAAAGCCAUGGUUCCUUCUUUUAUAGUUAGGAGAAGCUACAUAGACUUGUGUCGGUUUUAUUUCUUCCUUUUAUAUUUAAAAGCCGGAAUAUACGAGGAUUUCCUGCCGUUAGUUUAAGGGAAAAUAAUCUGCAGUAAAUUAAAGCCAGUUUAUAGAUGAUGUUAUGAUCUGCACACAGUGAAGUGCGAAGAAUUUCGUUUACAAAUGAGACGUGGUGGUGAAAUUCUCGUCUGAUCUAAACAGGUAUAUAAACGGGUAUUUUGUUUGUUUUGUUUUUUUGUAUGCCGCUCUCUGACAAAAACUGGACUUAAGACACUUGCCAUUAUAUAAUAACUUGUCACAACUAUACUACAUCUAAACAAAACGUUAAGUGUAAUCUCAUCAGAGGGCCUCAUUUAAUUUUAGACUUUAGAUCAAAUAACAUUCGUAUGAUUUGCCGAAUAUCAGUUCAUCUGGGAGCAUGGUCUUUCUUUCUUUUUUGGUAACGCGCUUUUGAUGUCAACAAUCUAAUGGUGAUCAGUAUGGAUAUUCUCAUAACCUAAAUAGUUGAUUUCUUAUGGUUAGUUUGAUGAGAUGUUGCCCUCUGACCACCACUUGGUUUGAUAGGGUUGAAGUGUAAUUUUGGGAGGUUCUAAUUAUUAUAAUCAGGAUUAUUAUUAACAAUAUUAUAAUAAGUAUGGUCAUAUAAGAUGCAAUUUAUACGUAAAUUCCUCAAAAAGAUCUUGAACAUAGUUGUCUUUUGCAACCGAAUUCAUUGCUGUUCGACGAGUAUAGUCUUGUUGCUAAAAUGUUUCUUUCGCGAUAGUUCAGUUAUAUCUAAGCGUAAGCCGCAAAUCGUGCAUGUUUAGAAUAUUCUUGGCAAUAUUGUUCACACUUCGUGCGGCAGUACUAGGUUAUAAAAAAUAUAUUCGAACUGGUUUUGCAAACUUUUCUCCCUCUUGAAGUUAUUUCAAUUGGCAGUUGUCUUGAAUCAGAAGACUUGCUUUAGCAAUCUCUCCAUCAUAAUCGUUAGGAACGUCUUUCCAUUUGAGUAAGAUAUAGACCUCUCAUUACCUUUUGAUCCAACAAGGUCGGAUAGCAAUGAAAUCGAAUGUAGUAUUCACCUAAUUCCGUUCUUACAUUGAGUUCUCAUUUGUGACUAGUCUAAAUGUUUAAUGCAGUCUUCAUUCGCCUUGUCGUUUUGUUGUCUUGCGACUGUAAGCGAAUGAUACGUCGUUCAUCAUAGUGCAAGUUUGUUACUCGGCAGAUUUGGAGCGAUCUUGUACAAGUUUUGGCCGUCGACGUCUCGGAAAGGCCUAUUCUGAAACUUGACCCUCGUUUUCGUUCAAGGACGUUCAACAUUUAGAAUGCGCUAUCUUAAAGGAGCUGCGUCACGAAAUUUAUCAAAAUCCAAUCAGUGGAAACUACCACCAAAUUGACUAAAACGUGAAAAUAAUCACUGAAAACGUCAAAAGAAGGUAUGAAUAACACAGCGAAUGUAAAAGGAAGCACGGAUGGUCAAACUUGAAGAAGAUUAAAGCGGAUUGCAAUUGUGAUGUUUGAAAAUUUGUUAGCCCAACAGUUUUUCAAAGUUUAUUUUUGCUGUUUGUAACGUUUGAUAUAAUGCUUGUGAGACAUGUUUAGUGUUAGACACGAAGGUUAAUUUUGUCGUUCACAAGUAUUUUUUUAAGUUCCAUAGCGAAUAAGGAUUCAUAAUUGGCGUUAUAAACAAAAUGAACGAGCCAGCUGUGACACAGCCCCUUUGAUAUCAAAAAGGCUGUGAAACUGUUCAAUUUGCUUUUAAGUAGCUGUAACAUCUGAUGUUUUAUUAACGUAUGUUGGACUGUGUUCCGUUACGUUUGACGAACGCUCCCAGAAUUCUAUACUAGCGGCGAUAUCACGAUGGGAACGAGGCGAACAGCCGCAUUAUAUUACCCCUUCCUUUCCCUCGUUUGCACGACUGUUAGUCAAAAGAAUAUUUCACGGCGUAUGCCCAAAUGAAGUACCAGCUAUUAGACAAUCCGUAGACAGGUUUUGCUGCCUUUCUUGGUAAGAGAAACGCAACAGGCGGUUAGAUUUGCUACAAAGUCUAAUGAACGUACAGAAUUGUCAAAGACGUACGCGAAAUUGUAGGCUGUGAUAAUGUAUAAAAAUCUCCAUUACUAGAUUUAAAUUAGUUGAGGGCUUUUUAAAGUGUAAUAAUUGCGUAGUUUAAGAGCUUUAUUUAUGCUUAAGAUGUUAAAUAGCGAACUUGUUUAGUUUAAGGACGUGUGUAAAGCACCGUGAAGUUUUCUAGAAUUGUGAAUAUCUAACUAAAUCCAUAAAUUCUUGUCUGUCCCCUUGCCUCCAAAGAAAACUCGUUUGAGUUGGAAUGAAGAGGGGCGAUUCACGUUUUUGUGUCUUAGUUUUAUCUUGCACUGAAUGAUUUCAACCACUGAAAAAUUGGAC
Molecule: messenger RNA, 27497 nt
Organism: Porites lobata
Lineage: Eukaryota; Metazoa; Cnidaria; Anthozoa; Scleractinia; Poritidae
Source: the annotation of a GenBank genome assembly